CCACCGUCUCAGUGCGGACACAUUCAUUGUGUGCUACAUCGCGUCUUUCGGUGGUGUUGUAUACGGCACCGGCCUGUCUCCGAUAACUCGGUUUUUUUUCCAUGGCUAUGGGCGAUACACCUUCGUGGCCUCCCAAUUCAAGGCCUCUACAUGUGAUCCCAAGAUGGAUUGGAUCUGGUUUCAUAUUUGGUGUUCCUGUGGUCAGGAAAAAUCUGUCGAAGACGACUCAUUCCCGUGCUUCUCUUGCCCACGGGGAGCUGCAUAGGGUAAGAUCUUAUAUUGCAGAAAGGCUCAAGCUCUUCCACCAAGUCCAUGAAGAAUUGCGCGCAAAAGACCGUGAUUGGCAUAAAGUUCGCAAGAAAACUGGUCUGAAAAUUGACAGCUAUGUGAAUCCCGUGAUGCUGGACGUGGAUCACCCAAGCGGGGUAGGCUCCGACCCUGCGAUACUCAGUGAAGUGCCCGCCCCUGGCGACUUUACGGAAUGUUCAAACUUCAAAAGCAUGCUUCGGAUGAAGCGUGACAUUAAAGUCCCCUUUCUCCGCAAACAUCGUUUGCUGGAAGUUCCUCCGAGCAAUCACUUAGCCUGGUUGCUACGAUGGCAACGUCAAGAUAUUAUGUCUUCACGACUCUGCCUCAAGCGUCUCACACCCAGGCUCAACUCAUCUUAUCCUACGCUCCGAUACCUUCCACUCCCCUUUCGGUAUGUAAGACCUUGAGGGCCGCAGAUUACUGCGCACUGCAACAAACAGACUCCCCGGGGAAGUCCAGUCGGUCCAACUCAAUUGAAUUCAUUUAAUAAGCCUCG
This is a messenger RNA of Suillus subalutaceus, 805 nucleotides long. RefSeq lists its product as uncharacterized. The record is from RefSeq and is a predicted model, not a curated record. The transcript is spliced from 4 exons. Bases 102 to 716 code for a protein of 204 amino acids. Lineage: Eukaryota; Fungi; Basidiomycota; Agaricomycetes; Boletales; Suillaceae.